AUGUCAGAAACGGAUGAGUUUGAAUUUACAGGUAAUCUAGGUUACAAUGGUUUAGAUGUUGCAUUAAAUUACUUUACAAAUCAGCCAGAUAUUUCAACUAUUUCCAACUCAGACUUAACAGUUAUAUUCAAAUCAUUAACCAAGAAAGAUCCCAAAACAAAAGAAAAAGCACUUAAUGAUUUAUUAUCAUUCGUUAAUGAACAGAAUUUGAAUGAGUUUGACGAAGCGACUCUAGACUGUUGGGUACAAUUAUACCCUAAAGUAGCCAUAGAUAAUUCGAAAACAGUCAGAUCACUAACUCAUCAAAUCCAAGGUAAUUUGCUAAAGACAAUAGGUAGUAAAACUUAUGGGAGAUAUUUAAAAACAACUAUGCCCAUCUGGGUAAUGGGAAUUUUUGACCCAGAUAAGACUGUAUCAAGCACUGCAAGCUCAGUUUUAUUAGAGAAUUUUCAAGGUGAUUCUACAAAGACUGAAAAAAUUUGGAAUAUUUUUGAAGAUCAAAUUUUAAACCUAAUAGGAUCUGUUACAAUUGUUGAAACUCCUGAAACUUUAUCUGACCCAAGGUAUACAACUGAAUCUGAAAUACAGAUCAAAUAUGAUCGUGUGUUGAAUAUUGCAUUACAAAUUUUAAUGAAGAUCAUUAAUAAUAAAUCUGAAAAGUCUGAGGAAAUGAGUACAAUUUUAAAGCUGGACUCAAUUUGGGAUAGUUUGACUACAAGUGUUGAAGAGGAGACUAUGAAUUUGGGAUUGUUCAAAACUAUACUACUGCUAAUUUUAAGAUUAUUCAAUGACGAGGAAGACUCACUAAAUAUUAAAUCCUUAUACAAAACUAUUUCAAAGUCAGUUCUAAAAAUCAAAUUUAACAAACUGAAACCUUCAUUGAUAUAUUCAUUCGUAAUAAUACCGUUUUGGCAAGUGCUAAUACAACUUACAAGAUUUGGUUCCAUAAACAAAUUGAAGAAAUCAUUUUGGGAUUUUAGUAGUAAGAGUCAACUGAGAUUACAUCAUUAUUUUGAACUCGGCCCUUGUGAUCUGGAUCCGAAAUACUAUGAAGUUGUUUAUUCUUUAUUUAAUGAAUUUAAAAGUAAUGGAAUUGCAGUUGUUGAAUUUUCAAAUGAGAAGGAUUCUGACUUUUAUGUAAAUACUUUACUUGGCCAAUAUGACAAAAUUCGUGAUAAAUUCAAACCAGCUUGUUUGACCUGCAUUUUUAAAUUUAUAACCUUUUUUGACUCAGAUGAAUUACUGACGGUGAUUGAUAAGGUUUUGAAUAACUUAUCCAAAAUAAGGAUCUCAUCAGUUAAGAAAGAUAUAUUGAUUCAAUUUUCAAAGUUUGACGAUUCUGACAAAUUAUCACAAGCAUUUGAAAAAUUGAAUGAUAAAAUACAGGAGGCUCCCGAUAAAUAUAGUGAACCAUAUCUUCAUACAUACUUUGACAUUUUGAAGACGAUGGGAUUUGAAGAAAACAUCGAUGAUAUAGUUGAUAUAAUAUUGACAAAUUUUGAGAAUGAGGAAAUAGAGAAGUCGAUUGCUUCAAAUUAUGUUUUAGCAUAUUUGGAAAUAAUGAAGAAGCCAGCACCAAGAAUGAAAGAUUUCAUAGAUCAAAUUGCCAUUCAACCAAACGAUGAAGUACUGUUCAGAAUAAUAAAAAUACUUAAUCAAGAGAACUUGUUAGACUCAAAAGACUUGCUGCAUAUAAUAAAUACUGCAUUUUCACAAUUAUCCAUCAACAAUGACAAAGACUCAUUUAUAUCCAAAACUGAAGUUGAAAUUAAUAAAGAGAAGUAUCCCGAGAUCUAUAGGUAUGUUCAAGAAAAUUCAGCAAAUGUUCUUGAUGUGUCAUAUUUGAAGAAAAUUAUAAACUCCAAGGAUAAAGAAGCUUUAAAUACAAUUAUAUCGAAUCUUGAUUCAGAAUCUACGAAGGUUUUUGUAGCUACUAUGACUGACCACUUACCACUUAUCAUUGACUUAAAUUUAAAUAAAAUCCUUCAGUAUGCUUGGAACAAUGUUGAUGAUCUGAAACCAUUUUUAAAUUCAUUACAAUAUGAAGAAAUUUAUUUGUCAUCUUUGAUGCAAUAUUUGAAAUCUCGUGAUAUGCAAACAAAUAUGAAUACUUUAGUCAAUUUUGUCAAAGAUGGACCUAUGCCAACAGAAUUAUUUCAUCAAACUUUCACGUCACUCAUAAAUCCUUUGAAACCAUCUGAAAUCGCAAUAUCCAAUGCAUUAGAACUGUCAAUUUAUAUUUGUGAUUAUCAGUCAGGGCAAUUUGAAGAGACAGUACUAGUGUUAACCAAGUUUUUAUGUACCUUAGAUAGCUCUGAUGAGAAAUUACAAACUUUGCUUUCAAUAGGAAAAGAAUAUGUUGAUGAUUAUGUCUUCACACAAAAAUUGGAUCCAAGUAUUGAAGAAAAAUUACAAGAGAUAUCAAGUCCGUCAUUGGAAAUACUGAUUAGUACAAUAAUAGAUAGCAAGCAUCCCCUCAUUGAAUUAGCUAAUGGUAAUGAUUUAAUGUCAUUUUAUGCUGCCCGAGUUUUAACUAAGCAUAUUGAGAAUGUUGCAGAAGAAAUGAGUUUGUCACAGUUUGAACUGAUCAACAUUAAUUAUAAUCAAUUAGUUAAGACUCCAAUGAAAUUUGUUGCUGUAAUAAAUGGAUUUAAAAUUUUUUUGGCUUCAAAAUCAUUAGAUCGUAUAAGAAAUUAUGUAUUUUCAGAGAUAUUAGUUGUUAGAAAAGAGGAUGAUAUCUUAAAUUUGGGUUUGAAAUGGAUCACUUUAAUCAUUCCGUUCAUGUCGGGUGAAUCAACCGAAUCUGAUUUAUUCCCAGCUGUCAAAUUAUCAAUGGUUUUAAAACAAUUGGACAACUGGUUUGAUUCUUCAAUUUCAUAUGAUGCAGAGUUUAUUGAUAUGAGAAUUCAAGUACUUAGAUUUUUAGCAUUACUUCCAAAAUUUCAAACAAAUUUAUCGGAUACUUAUUACGAUUUGGUUAAUAAAAUUUUAAGUGAUAAUUUUGAUAUGGCUGACGAUAGAAUUGAUUUGAAAUACUAUACUUUAAAAGCCUAUACUACUUUGUUCAACCAGCUAGACAAUUUAGAGAAUCAAGAUGAGAGGUUGUUAGAACUAUUCACACAAUCUACAAAUUCAAAUAGUCGUAUGUCGUUUGUUGUUAAACAAGUUUUAAAAAGAGCUUUGAUACAGUCAAAAUUUUCAAUAAAGACAUUAAAAUCAAAUCAAGAUCAAAUUUUCAAAUUAUUUUCACAAACUCCAUCAAUUACUAUACAAAGAUUAUGUACUUACUAUUCAUCUCAGAUAUAUCAACUUGAAAAAGAUGAUUUUGUUGUGGAAUACCAAUUGUCAAAAGACGGAAACAAGAAAGCAGAAUUACCAUCAGAUUUAAUGAAUAUAAUUGUACAAUUUAAAGUUGAAGAAAAUUUUGAUCUUUCCAGAUAUAUGUUAGCGUGGUUCAUGGUAUCAAGCUUUUUUAAAGAUGUCACCAUAUCUAUUCGUAAUGAUUAUUUGAACCAAAUAUUAGAGCAUAAAGAUUUUCAAACAUUACUUUAUUUCAUAUUCGAGCAUCUUGAUAUUGACAAUAAAUUCAUGUCUUUAACAACAUUUGAAGAAUACUCAAGUUACAAUAUCCUUGAAACAGACAAUAAUGAGUUUGAAUAUAACCUAAAAUUAAUUGGCUUAAACAUCUACUAUAAAUUUUUAAGGUACGCUGGAUUUCAAGUACAAAUGUGGUACAAAGAGAUAAGAGAUAAACAGCUUCAAAUGAAAAUUGAAAAAUUAACUUCACAAUAUUUGUCACCACCUAUCAUAAAUGAAGUUUUAGAACUGGUCAAUAAUGAAAAAGAUAAGUUACAAGGUAAAGAAGAUAAUCUUACUAUAAAAGUUAAUUUUGUAUCUAAUGAAAUUAAAACUACAUAUAUAGUAGAUGAACAAAAAUUAGAAAUGGUUAUCAAAAUUCCAGUAUUGUAUCCAUUGGAAAAUGUCACAUUUGACGGACCAUCAAGAUUUGGUGUGAAAGAAAACAGAUGGAAAGCAUGGUUAUUAGCAUCCCAAAAAAUUAUAUCAUUACAAAACGGUUCAAUAAUAGAUUCAAUUGAAUUAUUCUGUAAGAACAUUAAUUUGCAUUUUUCUGGAUUUGAAGAUUGUGCUAUAUGUUAUUCAAUUUUACAUCAAGAUUUAUCAUUACCUUCCAAAACUUGUCAAACUUGUAGUAAUAAAUUUCAUGCUGCUUGUUUAUAUAAAUGGUUUAAAAGUUCAGGGAAUUCUACAUGUCCUUUAUGUCGUUCAGCUUUCAAUUUUAAGUAUAGAAAUUAG
Molecule: messenger RNA, 4314 nt
Organism: Lodderomyces jiufengensis
Lineage: Eukaryota; Fungi; Ascomycota; Pichiomycetes; Serinales; Debaryomycetaceae
Product: ubiquitin-protein ligase
Exons: 1
Coding region: 1-4314 (1437 amino acids)
Biological process (GO): ribosome-associated ubiquitin-dependent protein catabolic process; rescue of stalled cytosolic ribosome
Cellular component (GO): RQC complex; cytosol
Molecular function (GO): ubiquitin protein ligase activity; ribosomal large subunit binding; zinc ion binding
Source: RefSeq, a predicted model, not a curated record